Messenger RNA from Temnothorax curvispinosus, 2559 nucleotides. It is a transcript of the gene Ssl1, whose product is annotated as general transcription factor IIH subunit 2. Gene Ontology annotation, cellular component: transcription factor TFIIH holo complex; transcription factor TFIIH core complex. Lineage: Eukaryota; Metazoa; Arthropoda; Insecta; Hymenoptera; Formicidae. Gene Ontology annotation, biological process: nucleotide-excision repair; regulation of transcription by RNA polymerase II; DNA-templated transcription. Gene Ontology annotation, molecular function: zinc ion binding. Bases 644 to 1849 code for a protein of 401 amino acids. The record is from RefSeq and is a predicted model, not a curated record. The transcript is spliced from 8 exons.
AUCGAGAACGGUUUAUUAUUCGCCUCUCGUCAAUUUCAAAUUUCGAUCAUCUCUUCUCACUCUUUGGAGAUACCAGAUACCGAGAUACGUCAUCUUCGCUAAUCACUCCAUUUUCUAAGUAGCGCAAAUAGAAGUAGCGUCGUAAACUAUACCGAUGCGUGGAUGGAGUACGGGCACGUAGCACGUGGGUGUCUGUCGGUCGCGGUCGGUCAGUCAGAUAUCAACUAUCAACGUGAGAGUGAUGAGCCUGUCCCUGGCCAUUCCGAAAAGCCGGAUUAGUCAUUACGUUGCUACCGACUCGAAUUUUGACAACCUUCUGUCUUGUCUAUCUGCUUUAAUCUCUCACGCGAGAUUUCUUCUCCAUUCUUCUCCCUUUUAAACUUCCUAUUUGCGUCUUUCCUCUCUUUUAUCCUUCAACACCUCACGUAUCCAUUUUACGUCGAAUGUAGCAUGCAUGCAGCAGCGCUACGGCUACGAAUGGCACAAAUCUAUCUCAUUACUUUUUUCUUAUUCUUCGUGCCUAAGCCUAAGACUAUCUGGCGAUAUUCUUUGAGGAUAGGAGUUUGCACUAGUUUGCGCGGUUUAAACAAGUAGACACUUUUAGAGUGAGUCAACCACCAGUAAUAUCUUGUCUCGACGAACAAUGGCGGAGGAAGAAUCCGAGGAAAAGGAGUAUCGUUGGGAAACUGGUUACGAAAAGACUUGGGAAGCGAUCAAGGAGGAUGACCACGGCUUGUUGGAAGCUUCUGUCGCAGACAUUAUCCACAAUGCUAAGAGAAAACGUCAGUUGGAAAGGAAACAGGGUGCCAGAUUAGGAAUGAUGAGACAUCUCUAUAUUGUCUUAGAUGCUUCCGAAUCAAUGUCGAGUCAAGAUUUAAAGCCAACUCGUUUUCUGUGUUCUCUAAAGCUUCUAGAAGAUUUUAUCGAAGAAUUCUUCUAUCAAAAUCCUAUAAGUCAAUUGGGUGUAAUUAUAACUAGAAAUAAAAGGGCUGAGAAAGUUAGCGCGUUGACUGGUAAUUCAAAGAAGCACGUUAAGGACGUGCAAACGUUGCAACAAACUGUAGUAGGCGGUGAACCUUCUUUGCAAAACUCUUUGGAAUUGGCCACAAAGUUAUUGAACGUAUUGCCGUCUCACGCUAGUAAAGAAAUAUUGGUAAUCAUAGGGGCCUUAACUACGUGCGACCCUGGAGACAUCAACGAAACGAUACGAAACAUGAAAUUGGACAGUAUUAGAUGUAGCGUAAUAGGAUUGGCCGCUGAAUUAUACAUUUGUAAACGAAUGGCAAACAUCACCGGUGGCGAACACAGCGUUGCGCUCGAUGAUAAACAUUAUAAGGAGCAAUUGAACGCACAUGUAGAUCCUCCGCCUGCCGCAACGCGCGUAGAUGCAGCGCUCGUGAAAAUGGGAUUUCCUCAUCAUGCUUUACAUUCUAGUGCGCCGGAUACAUCUAUGACGGUGUGUAUGUGCCAUGCACAAAAUUCCGACGAAACGGUUAAACUUAUGACUACUGGCUACCUUUGUCCCCAGUGCCUCAGUAAACAUUGCGAACUCCCUGUGGAGUGUAGAGCUUGUGGUCUUACUUUAGUCUCUGCUCCACAUUUAGCGCGGUCGUAUCAUUAUCUAUUUCCUGUGGAUCUUUUCAAAGAACGUGCACCUGAGGGCGAUCACUCUUUCUGCUUUGGUUGCCAGAAAACCUUUGCUCAAAAGGACAAAAAGGUAUAUACUUGCGGAAAGUGUAAUCAAACGUUUUGUUUAGACUGUGAGAUAUUUAUUCACGAGAUAUUGCACACGUGUCCUGGUUGUGCGAUAAAUCCUGAAACAUAUAGAAAGUCUACAGAUAGAUCUUAAAAUUGUCUAUUUAGUGUCAAUUCUGCCAUAAACACUGCCAAAGAGCAACCAAACGUGUAUAAUAUAUUAUAAUAAUUAAUUUUUUAUUGUUUGCAUAUUAACAUAAUUAAUUUAGUAUUUGCAAAUUAUACGUCACCUCGUCAUUCGUUUACAGAUGUACACGUUAGCAAUCAAUCAAUCUCAAACCUAUUGUCUAAUAUCGUAUUUUGAAACAAAUUCUAUAUUAAAAUAAAAUGUUUAAAUCACAUAUUGUAAAUGUCAGUCCUUGUGAUUACCAAUAUUUCUUUACUGGCGUGAAACAAUUAUAAUUUUAAUCGCUUUCGAACAUAACCACGUCCAAGGACGUUUACAUGGAAGAUUCGCCGCAGUAAACUACAGGUUGUUAUAAUGCAAACAACAAGAUUACAGUGAUAACUAUUAAAUUGAUUGUUAUAUGUUAGAAUUGGAACUCGAUAGACAAACUAGAAAUAUUAUCUCUCGGUUCAAGUAGAUAUUAAUUCAAGGUAAAAAACAUUACGAUAAUUUAUUCCAACUUGUGUGUGUAUCGAUCGAACAGAAUUCAUAACAUUAUAAUAUGGAUAUAUAUUCCAGUAAGUACACUUAUUGAUACGUAAGAAAAUUUGUAUGAAUACGUAUUUAUGUGACAUACGUGUGUAUUUUGUAUUUUAAACUCAUUAAAUACAUUUUCAUACGUAGAAAAAGAGAAAAAU